Messenger RNA from Dryobates pubescens (Downy woodpecker), 6582 nucleotides. RefSeq names its product PHD finger protein 20 like 1 (gene PHF20L1). The record is from RefSeq and is a predicted model, not a curated record. Bases 109 to 3081 code for a protein of 990 amino acids. NCBI's taxonomy places the organism in Eukaryota, Metazoa, Chordata, Aves, Piciformes, Picidae. Gene Ontology annotation, cellular component: NSL complex. Gene Ontology annotation, biological process: regulation of transcription by RNA polymerase II. The transcript is spliced from 20 exons.
CCGCGCCGAGCGGGAGCAGCAGGCGCCGCGCCGGGGCUCGGGGUGUAACAGGCCCGCCGCUUUGCCUUGCGAGUCGGAGGAGGCGCUCGUGCAAAAGAAAAUAUCAAGAUGAGUAAAAAGCCUCCAAAUCGUCCUGGAAUCACAUUUGAGAUUGGUGCUCGUUUGGAAGCACUGGACUACUUACAAAAAUGGUAUCCAUCUCGUAUUGAGAAGAUAGAUUAUGAAGAAGGGAAGAUGUUGGUUCAUUUUGAACGUUGGAGUCACCGCUAUGAUGAGUGGAUUUACUGGGACAGCAAUAGAUUGCGACCCUUGGAGCGACCAGCAUUAAGGAAAGAAGGGCUGAAAGAUGAUGAAGAAUUUGUUGAUUUUAAACCUGGAGAAGAAGUCCUAGCUCGUUGGACAGAUUGUCGAUACUACCCUGCAAAGAUUGAAGCAAUUAAUAAAGAGGGAACAUUCACAGUACAGUUCUAUGAUGGUGUUAUUAGAUGUCUUAAGAGGAUGCAUAUCAAAUCUAUGCCGGAAGAUGCAAAAGGGCAGGACUGGAUAGCUUUGGUCAAAGCUGCUGCAGCAGCAGCAGCCAAGAACAAAGCAGGAAGUAAACCUAGAACCAGCGCAAACAGCAAUAAAGAUAAAGAGGACAGAAAAUGGCUAAAAGUUCCUUCAAAAAAAGAAGAAACCUCAACCUCUACAAUCAUGCAGGAAGUCCAAAAAAAGGAAGAGGAGCCUACAUCUAGUGACACAUUUGGUUUUCCUGUAGUGGAUGUUCCAAAGAUGGCCUUUGUGCAGGCAGAGAGCACACUAUCACACAAGAGGAAAAGUAAUCUAGGCAACUCAUUUCAGGCAAAGAGAGCUCGUCUUAACAAGAUCACUGGUUUAUUGGCAUCCAAAGCUGUUGUUGCGGAUGGUGCUGAAAAAAAGGAAGGCAACAAAGAAACAGCUCCAGUCCUGGAGCAGGAGAUUUCACCUAAACCACAAAGUCAGAAAAAAAAUGAAGCUGAUAUUAGCAGUUCUGCCAACAAUCAGAAACCUGCACUGUUAUCCUCAACUUUGUCUUCAGGAAAGGCUCGCAGCAAGAAAUGCAAACAAGAAUCUGGAGAUUCUUCUGGGUGUAUAAAGCCCCCUAAAUCGCCACUUUCCCCAGAAUUAAUACAAGUCGAGGAUUUGACGCUGGUCUCUCAGCUUCCUUCUUCUGUGAUAAAUAAAACUAGUCCAUCACAGCCAGUGAAUUCCCCUAGAUCCUACAAACAUAGCCAACGGAGAAGAAGAUCACAGCGAUUAGCAACUUGCUCCUUGCCUGAUGAUUCUGUAGAAAAAGUUUCUUCUCCCUCUUCAGUUACUGAUGGAAAAGUGUUCUCCAUCAGUGGUCAAAAUCAACAGUCAUCAAAAUUGGAGGUACCUGCUGUUGCUCAUAUAUCACUUGAGAAGCGUGGACCGUGUCUCCCUCUUGAUUUAAGCCGUAGUUCGGAAGUUACAGCGCCAUUAUCCACAGAAUCCACUUUCCAUAAUGAAUAUCCCAGUAAAGACAAGGAAGAUAUUCAGAUGAUUACAUAUCUUUCUUCCAAAGCAGUAACUGAUGGAAGAGUAGCUACAACAGCGUCAGGUGCAGUGAGAAUGGAAAGAAAGGGAAAACUGGAAGAGAAAAUUCCUUCAACAUACGGUAAAAAGAAAGAAAAGGAAAAAGAGAAAAAAGAAAAAAAGGAGAAAGAUCAUAAACCAAAACAGAAAAAGAAGAAGAAAAAAAAGAAGAAAUCUAAACAGCAUGAUUAUUCAGAUUAUGAAGACAGUUCUGUUGAAUACUUGGACAGGUGCUCCUCCCCAUUAACACGGUCUUCGGGGAGCUCUCUGACUUUGCGCAGCAUGUUCUCAGAGAAGAAUACAUCAUACCAGUAUCCAAGAGCUAUCUUGUCUGUUGACCUUAGUGGAGAAAACCUUUCAGAUGUGGAGUUCUUGGAUGAUUCCUCUACAGAGAGUUUGUUACUUAGUGGUGAUGAAUACAAUCAGGAUUUUGAUUCAACUAACUUUGAAGAGUCUCAGGAUGAAGAUGAUGCUCUCAACGAAAUUGUUAGAUGCAUCUGUGAACUGGAUGAAGAAAAUGGCUUUAUGAUUCAGUGUGAAGAGUGCCUGUGUUGGCAGCACAGUGUAUGCAUGGGACUGUUAGAGGACAGUAUUCCAGACCAGUACAUCUGUUACAUCUGCAGAGAUCCACCAGGUCAAAGGUGGAGUGCCAAAUAUCUUUAUGAUAAAGACUGGCUAAACAAUGGACACAUGUGUGGAUUAUCAUUUUUGAAAGAAAACUACUCUCACCUUAAUGCCAAAAAGAUUGUGUCAACACAUCACCUACUGGCAGACGUAUAUGGUGUAACUGAAAUAUUGCAUGGACUGCAGUUGAAGAUUGGGAUAUUGAAAAAUAAGCAUCACCCAGACCUUCAUCUCUGGGCUUAUUCAGGGAUGCGAAAAGAACAAGAGCAAGUAACUGUUGGGGUAGAGAAAAAAUUGAUUACUUUGCCAGAUUCUGUUAAUCCAACUGAAAGGACCUGUCACAGUCAAAACCAUAAAGAGCCACCCAGUUUACCCCAGAAGAUGGAAGAAACAUACAUCACAAGUGAGCACAGUUAUCAAAAACCACAGAGUUUUGGUCAAGACUGCAAAACAGUCACUGAUCCUAUGAGCUCAGAUGAUGAAGAUUCAAGUAGUUUUGAAGAAGAUCAGGAAUUUCACACAGAGAAUAAAAACUGUUUACAAUAUUCUUUUAAAGAUGGUGGCAUGAAUGGGCAGAAUUCUGCUGAAGGAAACACUGUAUUUGUUUGUAAUGAAAGAAGAGGUUCAGAAGAACAAGUGGAUACACAUCUUCAAUGGCAGCUAAAUCUCCUUACCCACAUAGAGAAUGUACAGAAUGAAGUCACCAGCAGAAUGGACCUGAUAGAAAAAGAAGUUGAUGUGCUGGAAAGCUGGCUUGAUUUCACGGGAGAACUGGAACCACCCGAUCCUCUGGCAAGGUUGCCUCAGCUCAAGCGACGUAUCAAACAGCUCUUAAUUGACAUGGGGAAAGUACAGCAAAUAGCAACACUUUGCUCUGUAUGACAAAAAGGAAGAAUAAAGAAAUAAAAAUAGGUUCCUUACAGUGAAUUUUCUUACUAGCCACAAGACUGACAGGAAGACAGCAAAAAGCUGAGCAUUUAUCUGGUUCUUUUCUGAUUACAUUAAUAGCCUGAAGCUUUAGAGGGAGGAGGGGAAAACUCUCAGAUUUUCAGUGUAACAGAUUCUUUACUGUAUAUUCAGUGUCCAAGCUUCAGAAUGUACCACUGCAUUCGGAGAAAUGUUGAUACGAUUUUAAGAUGAUAUGUCAACAAGAAAAUCCCCACAUACAAGAUAGCUGAACAAACAAAAGCUAUGAAGAACAAUGUGACUAUUUUGAAGCCUUUGGCCACAAAUUAUAAAUCAGCAGAAUUCAGCUGACUAAAAAUUUUUGGGAACUGCUUUUUUAAUGAAUUAAUUCCUCUUGUCUUGCUAGCAAAAGGUAGACCCAGAGAGUUCUGUAUUGUCUCUACAAGGAAGGUUUUUUAGAUGUUCCCUUCUCAUGAAUGUUCAGGAAAAUGAACAUACUAGCUUUGAUUUUUGAAAGAAAUUACUUAUCAUGGUCUCCAUUUUAAGAUAUUUUUUUAAAUAGAUAUCCUUAUUGCAGUACCCUUAGGCUCCUUUAAGACACAAGUGGCAAAGAGUAGUCAGAUGUGCCAAAUAGCGUUCAAAACACUGGAGUGAGAGUUUGAUUAUGAUUUACAUGAAGGUUUUGUAUUUUUUUUCCAAAGUCCUACUUGGUGCCAGCAAUCCAUCCAAAAAUGUAUCUGGUUUAUAUUUUUUCUGUUCUAUUUCAGUAUUCACGAUUCAAGGUACAAUUUUUGUCCUGGGCAGUUCUGUUCUGUUGUUGGCCCUCUGGAAUUUUACCAUCCUCAGCUGGGUUGAGGAAUGACAAGAGCAGCAAAAAUGUCUGUGGCUGUGAAUAUAGUAAACCACUAGAAUAAAAAUCACAUGACACACUCUCCAAAAUGUUUUUAUAAAACCUUUCAGCUUCAGUGAACAAAAUGUCACAAAACCAAAGGCAACCUUCUUUCUCUGUUAGCUCUUGCUGGAUUUUGAGCCCAGGACUUUCCCUGUGCUUCUAAGUUGCCGCUGUACCCAGUGCUACAUCCAUGUUUGUGUGUGUGUGUAUAUGUGUAUAGGAAUGCAUGUACAUACAUGCAUACUAUAUACAUCUCUAACUACACAUGGCUAGUUUUGUUACGAUGGACAAUAAGAAGUGGUGGUUAACAUGAAAUGUUACCUUUUAACAAGCAGUUUCUAAAAUUGAAAAUAAUGUAUGUACAGGUUUUGGAAUUUGUAAAAUAUGACUGUUAAAAGGAGGCUAUUUAACUGAUGACGUUAAGAUACUUGAACAUUUUAUGCCUCACAUCUGUUUAUCAGUUCUAGUUAUCUGUAUAAAUGCAUUUUAGAACCGAUAGACAGUACACUUGAAUUUACCUUUUGAUAAAAGUACAAGCCACUGUACAUUCAAAAAUUAUUUAAAUUUGCAAACACACUGUUCUAUAUGUAAGGUACUGUAUGUAAAACUGUUUAUUAAAACUAUUCUGCAUACUCUACAUUUUCCACUUUUCUUCCCGAUCGGCAAAAAAAAGUCAAAAAAGAAAGUGAUUGUUACACUGUACAGACCAUCAGAAAAUCUUGGAAUGCCUUUCAAGGAUGCAUAACGUUGAAAAAUGUGCCAAAGAUGGAUUAUCUGGGAAAGACUUCGCAGCCAGUGCAUUGAACUUUCAUGAUAAAACCAUUAUUGAAAAUGAAAGCAGCAUGGCUGCUUCAUUGCUAAAAUAAACCUACCCUGACAUUUCCCAUCUGUCUACCAUAUCUGAAGCAAGUUAUCACUCUUGAUGUCCAAAGCAAAAUGUUAACCCCUGUUACAGAGUGGUUGCUAUUUAAAAAGUCUUGCCACAUCUAGCUUGUAGGAGUCAUUACAGAGCUGCAUGGUAACAUGGAAGUUAAUUAUGGAAUCAUGAUUGGCAACUUCAUAACACAGAAAGAACAUAAGAGCUGAGAACUUGUUGACAUUUUUAUAGCAACUGUUAAGAAAUGAAAUACUUGUGUUAUAUAGAUGGAUGCUUAAAUAACUGCUUCAAACAAUAUGAACAGUUGAGUGACCUACUUGCUUUUGGAUAUGUGAGACAUAUAUUGUUCAUUUGCUGCAUAUCCAUGAAUGUGGUACUGUGUGUACUGUAUAAGAGAAGUGUAAAUCCAGAUGAAUUACUUUGAAACAAAGUGGAGUGUAUUUACCUAAUUUAUACAGCAUACACUGUAGCAAUAUUAUGCAAUGUGUGUGCAUGUGUGUGAUGUAAUAUAAUUGUAAAUGUUACUGAAGGUGGAGGUGGACUGAGAGGUUCCAUGUGGGAGCAAGGAGGUUUUGUUCUUAGUGCAGAGGUGCAGGAAUGGUAUCCUGAAAAGGAAAUCAUAAGGUCAGUUAAAGUUGUCUUUGCAGCUCUAACUUGUCUUCUGUUUAUAUAUGUAGUGGUAUCUAAAUUUACAUGAAUAUGAAAUUUUAUCACUCAGGAUCCUGCCUUAUUCAGGAUGGACUGUGCUUACAAAAACAACCUGUUCAGUAUUUUUUUAAUCUUCAUUUAUGUGUAGUCACAUGUUAUAAAAACUCCGGCAAACUUUCAUAUCUUCUAAGAAAUACAAUCUCAAUGUCCUUAUGGACAGUGCUAUGAUACAUUGUGUAUUGCUUGAAUGCUUCACAAGCUUGUCUGAGUUUGCUUUCUUAAGUUGUGAUGUUAGUCUGUAAAGUGACAUUAAUUUUGGCCCCAGUUUCUCAAGUAUUCAAAGGUUUGGAAUGCUUUUGAAGUUGUUGGUUUUUCUUUAAACACUUAAGUGCCAUAAAAAUGCUAAGUGUUUUGCACAGAAUGUAACCUACAGCUGAUUGCUUUGUUUGACAGUGAAACCUGGUCUGAUCUGGCUUGUACAGGUAUUUCUUUUAGUUGGCCUUAUCAAGAGAAUCUUUUUCCUGUAGGCAUCAUUUUCCAUCUGUCUUCCUGCUUCCUCUGUAAAUGUGCCAGGGGUCUACGCACAGUCUGUUUGCAACGUCAUUUGUCAGGGAGUGAAUUGCCGUUCUUGGAGCUGUAUGUUGAGAGAGGCAGACCCUCUCUGAGGAAGAAAUAGCUUGUCAAGUUGGUAUAGGACUGGUUUUGAUACACAUGCACAGAAGGGUAAACUUUUCAAAUUUGCAGCCUUCUUUUAACUUAGUACAAGCUCUUAGUAAUAAACAGAAGGGAAAUGCCAUUUUACAGAAGCCUUUUGUGAUUUUGCUGGGCUAAAUGGGAAAGUUGUGGAGCCUUUAACUCAACUUUGAGGGUUGAUUUUUUUUUUUAUUACUUUUUUGUUUUUUUUCAUGGAGGUACCAGGGUGAUUCAUUUCAAAGUCUUCUACAGUAGGCAUCUACAGCAGAAAUUCUGUGUUUUCAGUUGCAGUAGGGCAUCAAGCAGUCAUAAAUGAAAUGUAGUUUUGGUAACCAGACACCACAUGAUGGGGCUGCCUCUGUUGCAG